Bombus terrestris (buff-tailed bumblebee) is the source of this 2629-nucleotide messenger RNA. RefSeq names its product prolyl 3-hydroxylase OGFOD1 (gene sud1). The coding region runs from base 682 to 2490 and encodes 602 amino acids. The record is from RefSeq and is a predicted model, not a curated record. Gene Ontology annotation, cellular component: cytoplasm. Lineage: Eukaryota; Metazoa; Arthropoda; Insecta; Hymenoptera; Apidae. Gene Ontology annotation, biological process: regulation of translational termination; peptidyl-proline hydroxylation. The transcript has 2 exons. Gene Ontology annotation, molecular function: peptidyl-proline dioxygenase activity; iron ion binding; L-ascorbic acid binding.
UACGUAGUAAGAGAAUAGUUUAUGGCCAGGGUUCACAAAUAAUUCAGGACGUCCCUGGUUUCGAUCGAAUGAACGUUUUCCUCAGCGGUAGUAGCAAUCCCUGGGCAGAAUGCAACUGCGUGGUGAUACGGAGCGGUAGACCUAAUUCUCUAAACUUGGACUCACGUGCAAUUUCUGAACACGUGCGGGUCGAACGACCACGUGGGCCGCAUGUAUCGAAAAGCAAGGACCGCAUCGUCUGGUGAGUGUAUUUAGACAAACUGUGAUAUUUCUAUCAUCGACACUACAUCUUAACGAAGAAUGAAAUAUUAGUUUCGUAAAUAAAAAUCUAAUUAGAACAAUCACUGUUAGUUGACUGUUACAACCGAGUGGAAAUGCGAUAACCUUCCAGGACAAUGUUUUGAGAGAAAUAAAACGUAAGAUCGAAUAGAAUUCGUAUUUUCCACAGGAAAUUUAAUAUCACAGACGAUGAAUGUACACAGUUAAAACAUGUAAUGCUACAUAUCUGUCUAUAUACGCGGAAAAAUGUGAUAUAGUUUUCAAAUUUUUAAAAGUAUUUGUAGAUAAAAUUAAUAAAGAAUAUGUAUUGUUGAUUCAAAGAAUUAAGGGACAAAGACUGAUAGAAUAAGAGUAUAUAAGUAAGAAUUUUCUAACUGAUCAUUUCAAGGAAGGUACAGAGUGAUGGCUGAGGAAGAACCGCAAGUGAAAAAGUUAAAGCAAUCUAUCAUUUCUGAUUUUAUCUUUUCAUCCGACUUCCAACAAUUGUUUUUUGAAAAUUGGCACAACUGUACUGAUCAGAAGAUAGAAAACCUUGAAAUUAUAUCAAAACCAUUUAAAGUAUGCAGAAUAUCAAACUUUAUCUGCAGCGAAGAAUUUAUGGAUGAGAUAAAGAAUGAAUUGUUGGAUGUAAAAAGUAGAAGGAAUAGUAUGGACCUUUUUCAGUUUGAACAAACCAAGGACUUUGCUAAUGUAGACACAGAAUAUAUAAAGUUAUUAUAUCAGACUUUUGAAACAGAUCUAGCAACAUGGAUGGAACGGAAUACAAAAAUAGAGCUUAAUCAGACAAUAUCUAUGUCAAGUUCUUGCUAUUACGAUACAGAUUAUUUACUAUGUCAUGAUGACAAUAUGGGUGAUCGUAGAAUUGCUUUUAUAUUGUACCUUUCAAAAAAUUGGUCUGAGAAAGAUGGAGGAGCUCUGGACUUAUUUGACACAGAUAAAAAUGGAGUACCUAGAAAUGUUGUAAAAUCUUUAAUACCAGAAUAUAAUUCUCUUGUAUUUUUCGAAGUUGCAAAUAAUUCUUAUCAUCAAGUAGCUGAGGUAACUACACCUGAUAAGUCACGUUGGUCGAUCAACGGUUGGUUUCAUGGAGCAAUUAAAGGAGAUACUAGAUCACCAAGAUCAGACGUAGAAACCAAUUACAUAGAACCAGUAAAUGAUCGAGUAGUUAUGAAGGAUUGGGUAACAGAAUGUUAUUUAUUCCCUGGAAUAGUUAGAGAAGUUCACCACGACAUAGAACAACAAUCAUACACACUUUUAUCCCAUUUCUUGAGAGACGAUGUUUACGAGAAAAUUGUAACAGAUUUGUCAUCCGACGCUAUCGUUUGGAAAAAAGUUGGACCACCUGAUGUUUGUAAUUACGAAGUGGCAGACGAGGAAAGCCUUCCCGAAUUAUUAAAAAAUUUCUAUAAUAUGUUUAAAUCUAUCACGAUGUUCGAAUUGUUAAAAGAAUACACGGAAUUAGACCUAGUACCAGGAAAAGAAACUAUGAAUCCUAGGAUGGUAAUAGAGCUUCAGAGAUGGUCUGCAGGUUGUUAUACGUUAAUAUGCGACAAAUCAUAUUCAAGUGAUACUUCGAGUGAACAAAAGUCUAGCAGUAAUGAACAUUCAAGUCGAAACGAUGAAACGCAAGAAGAUUCGUUGGAAACUAGUAGCAGAGAGGGCCAAGAAAGGCCGAUACUAACUAAGGGCACGGAAUCAAGAUGUAAUACCCCAGUGAGCACCAAGGAGGAUGAAGAUAUUGACGAGGAUGAUAUUCUGAAGAAAAUGACUAAAAGGAAAUCUCCACGUUUGAGAAGGAAAAGUCUACCGCAGCAGAGCUUCUCAUCGGCAAUGGAAGACCCAUCGCCACCUAAAUUAGCUAGAAGUUUAGAUACUGAUGAUUCUGACGUCUCCGACAUUGGAGAUUAUUUGUCCGACCCUUUAGAUUGUUCUUUGGAAUCAGAUCGGGAAGAAGAUAUCGACGAUUCAAAUACUUCUGACGUAGGAGCUCUCGAUGUGAUAAUCCAAUUUAACACGAGUCAUAUAUCCGAGGAUCAUACCAUAGAUUACGUGGAUCCCAAAGAGCAAGAUGGCGUAUUAAUUCACGUCCCAACAAAGGACAACCAUCUAUGUCUUGUUUACAAAAGGUUAAUUACUAGUCGUGUUCACAAAUACGUGAAUCAUUACUGUACAGAUUAUUUUUACAACCUGAUUUGUACAUAUUAUGAAUAGUAAUUACACGUACGAUUAAUGUCGUCUCGUAUGUUCCUUGAUCAAGUUGGCAAUUGUAUAAUUGGCGGACAAAACACGUCUGUUUACAUGUACCAUAGUAUUCAUAUUAAUAAAAUUGUCAGUAUUUAUCAUCGAGCAA